Molecule: messenger RNA, 2469 nt
Organism: Girardinichthys multiradiatus
Lineage: Eukaryota; Metazoa; Chordata; Actinopteri; Cyprinodontiformes; Goodeidae
Gene: pdk2a
Product: pyruvate dehydrogenase kinase 2a
Exons: 11
Coding region: 106-1332 (408 amino acids)
Biological process (GO): regulation of glucose metabolic process; protein phosphorylation
Cellular component (GO): mitochondrion
Molecular function (GO): pyruvate dehydrogenase (acetyl-transferring) kinase activity
Source: RefSeq, a predicted model, not a curated record
ACAAACCAACCCUCUAGGAGAGAAAACCGGGUGCAGAUCCUCCCCACGGAUUAUUAUUGAAAACAAACUAGACCUAGAAGAAGCAGGAAGUAUCUCACAGCCGUCAUGAAAUUUGUACGUUUUAUUAUGAAAAACGCCGCGUUGGCCAGCGCGCCGCAACACAUCGAGCAUUUCUCCAAAUUCUCCCCGUCUCCGCUCUCCAUAAAGCAGUUCAUCGAUUUCGGUUCCAUCAACGCCUGUGAGAAGACAUCCUUUGUCUUUUUGAGGCAGGAACUCCCUGUGAGGCUCUCCAACAUCAUGAAGGAGAUCAACCUCCUCCCAGACAAGCUGCUCACUACUCCCUCAGUUCAGAUAGUGCAGAGAUGGUAUAGUCAGAGUUUAAUGGAGAUCCUUGAAUUCCUAGACGACAAUCCAGAUGACCACAGAGUGCUUGCAGAGUUUGUCGAUGCCUUGGUUACCAUCAGAAACAGACACAACGACGUGGUGCCGACCAUGGCGCAGGGGGUCAUUGAAUACAAGGAGGUCUUUCCCCAGGAUUUGCUUACCAACCAGAACAUCCAAUAUUUUCUGGAUCGUUUCUACCUGAGCCGCAUCUCCAUCCGAAUGUUGAUUAACCAGCACACUCUUGUGUUUGAUGGCACCACUAACCCAGUCCACCCAAACACAAUAGGAAGUAUUGACUCUCAAUGCAAAGUGGGAGAUGUAGUCCAGGAUGCCUUCCAUAGUGCCAAGAUGUUGUGUGACCAGUAUUACCUCCGCUCCCCUGAUCUGGUUCUGCAGGAAAUGAACCACAAGAAGAAGAGUGACCCAAUAAGCAUUGUGUAUGUGCCAUCUCACCUUUAUCACAUGUUGUUUGAGCUUUUCAAGAAUGCAAUGAGAGCUACCAUCGAGACCCACGAGAGCAGCAACAACCUCCCACCUAUUAAGGUCAUGGUGUCUCUCGGUGGAGAAGACAUGUCAAUCAAGGUGUGCGACAGGGGCGGUGGCGUCCCCUUUCGCAGGAUCGAGAACCUUUUCAGCUACAUGUACUCCACAGCCCCUGCUCCACAGAUAGGCGACCAUUCCAGAGCACCCCUAGCUGGAUUCGGCUAUGGUCUUCCCAUCUCUCGUCUCUAUGCUAAAUACUUCCAGGGCGAUCUGCAGCUUUACUCAAUGGAGGGUUUUGGCACAGAUGCUGUCAUCUACUUGAAGGCUCUGUCCACGGACUCCAUCGAAAGGCUGCCAGUAUACAACAAAACCGCUUUGAAGAACUACAAAGUGUGCCAGGAGGCUGAUGACUGGUGUGUGCCCAGUAAAGAACCAUUAGAUCUGUGCAAAUACAAGGUGGCCUAGUCAAAUAGACCUUAAGGUGCAUCCGCUACUUUAAGACUACAAAGCAUGAAUUCUCCAUGGAACAUGUUGUAUUUCCAUGGGAUCAUCCGCCAAGGCAGAUGAGCUUCUUAAGCCUCCCAGUACCAGAGCAGAGUUCAGCCUGUAUCACCAGUAGCAUAUUAUGUCCAACUUCUGUCAUCCUUUUUAGUCUCUGUAAUAGAAACUAGACAAACUCAAAACUGCUUUUGACGAGGGUGCUUAAGCACAAUUGCCACUGAGACCGGGUGAACCAGCCCGAAAGCUGCUGAUACAAGACUCGACCUCAACCAAGAAAAAAAUGGAGUCUUGUGCAGGUAGGGAGAAAGCGAGAGGAGACGCCCAGCACAUUACUGGUGUCGAUGAGAGGAAAGUCAGAGUAGACUGAAGUAGAGGAAGUUGUAAGAGAUCCUGCAGUUUUGAGUUAGAUGUAAAAGCUUUUACAUAACAGAGAAAUCUGUUCAGCUAUUCCUUAUAGUAGCAAAGGCACCUCUUGGCAAAAUACUUGAACAAUCAAAACUGAUAUUUGCACCUCAAUUUUUAUGGUACUGUACUGUUUGGUUUAAAGAUUUUUUAAAAAGGCAAGACUUUGUUGAAUUGUUUUGUUUUGUUUUUUGGGUUUUUUUGCAUGAAUAAUCUUGCAGACCUUUUCUAUUUCAGCCUUUGCAAAUGUAAAAAAACUGACCGUUUGCUCGGUUUUAUGGACCAGGCUAAAAUUAAUGCUCAAUUUUUCUGUGCAUUAUUUGUAAUAACUACAAAGAAAACGGGCACUAUUUUCAACAAGCCGCAGCUCGAGUAGGAAAAAGAUUUCGGUCAGUCCAUGAGAGUAUUUGCCAGCCUUGUCUAAAAGCCAGGCUUUAAAACAAAUCCAUUAUAUGAGUGUUAUUAAGCCCAAGUAGGUGCCAUGUUUGUGGUUAUAAAAGGCCAGUUUUUUGUACACUGUGCCAAAUGAGUCUGUUGUGGGUCCAGACGCGGUCAAAACAGUUAUUGUUUUACUUAAUUGUUCUUGUGUUUAUCUAACUCAUGCAGUAUGUAAAAGGUUAUUUUUACAUCUACAAUUUGUGACUGAAAUAACUGUAAAUACUGUAAAUAAAAACAGGAAUACCUUGAUGAAAAAUUUUA